CGGGACAACAUGGCGGAUCACCUCAGGCAGCUGCCUCCUUCCAAGAACGAGCCGUCCGAUUGGUCCUAGGGGCCCCGCUAACCGGCCAAUGGGAGGAGGAGACCGCCGGAAGUGCCGCCCGGAGGGGGAGGGGGGCAAGAUGGCGGAUCGCCUCACGCAGCUGCAGGACGCCGUCAACUCGCUGGCCGAUCAGUUUUGUAACGCCAUCGGCGUCCUGCAGCAGUGCGGCCCUCCCGCCUCCUUCAGCAACAUUCAGACGGCCAUUAACAAAGAUCAGCCCGCGAACCCCACCGAAGAAUACGCCCAGCUCUUUGCAGCCCUGAUUGCGCGAACGGCUAAGGACAUCGACGUGUUGAUCGACUCAUUGCCCAGCGAAGAAUCGACAGCAGCUUUGCAGGCCGCCAGCUUGCACAAGCUGGAGGAUGAGAACCACGAGGCGGCCACCUGUUUGGAAGACGUGGUGUACCGGGGGGAUCUGCUCCUGGAAAAGAUCCAGAGCGCGCUGGCCGACAUCGCCCAAUCCCAGCUGAAGACGCGGAGCGGCCCUCACAGCCACGCCGUGCCGGACUCCUAGCCGGGGGCCACCACCGCUGGCCCCUUGAACCCUCCAAAUCCGGCCUCCGACUUGGAGCGGCGGCAACCUCGGCUCCAUUCCCGGGAUCGGCAAGCCCCGUGACGGCCGACGGACGGAUCGAUCGGCUAAUCCCGACGCUUCCCGGCCGUGUGGAUGGAGCGGUCUUAUAAAACGCAAAAAACAGUC
Tachyglossus aculeatus (Australian echidna) is the source of this 760-nucleotide messenger RNA. RefSeq names its product mediator complex subunit 21 (gene MED21). The coding region runs from base 89 to 574 and encodes 161 amino acids. The record is from RefSeq and is a predicted model, not a curated record. NCBI's taxonomy places the organism in Eukaryota, Metazoa, Chordata, Mammalia, Monotremata, Tachyglossidae. Gene Ontology annotation, biological process: regulation of transcription by RNA polymerase II. Gene Ontology annotation, molecular function: transcription coregulator activity. Gene Ontology annotation, cellular component: mediator complex. The transcript has 4 exons.